GAGAUGGAUGCGGCUCCGAAUUGUGCCAUUUGUAAUGCGCCCGCCUAUCCAGAAUGUCCCUGCGAGUCGGAGCGCCUGCAGAUCGCGGUCAAGCAGGCUGAAAACCGCGCCAUGGAGGAGAAGCUGACCGAGAUACGGGACUGGGUGAUUUCGCACGCACGACAGCACAUCUUGAAUCAGUUCGAGCGCCUUACGUCGACGCGCAAAGCCCAGCAUUCGGCCUAUCUUGCGACCCUGCCCAACUACACCAUCUACAUGCAGUAUUCAGGGCACCCGCCGAUUCAUCCCAUCUACAUCGAGAACCUCCAGCGCCAGAUUGCCGAGGCGCACGCUGAGUUGAAGCGGGGCAUCGAUGCUGACUGGCGCGCCUCUGUGCUCCGCUAUCCAGACGUCCUCGAUUACUUUUACGGCUUGGUACAGCUGAAACUACCAGACGAACGCUCACCCCGGGUUGUGGAGCCUCCGUUUGCCGCUGCGGGAUAUGCGGACAGAGGAUUUGCGGGUCAAAUAGCAAAGGAGAAGAAAAAGAAGAGAAGGGACAGCUCGCUGGCACCUGUGGAAAGAGGGAGACAUAGGGAUGAACCGCCCAUGCAUGCAGUCCUAGGGCGAGUGAGAGGCCCGCCCGCUGCACCGACUCCUCCCAUCGGCGGAGGGUACCCUCGUCCACCACCCAUGUAUCCUGGGUACUAA
This is a messenger RNA of Paraphaeosphaeria sporulosa, 690 nucleotides long. RefSeq lists its product as uncharacterized. Lineage: Eukaryota; Fungi; Ascomycota; Dothideomycetes; Pleosporales; Didymosphaeriaceae. The record is from RefSeq and is a predicted model, not a curated record. The annotation marks the transcript as partial. The transcript is spliced from 2 exons.